UCGGGCGGCUAGCUCCGGCUAAUGCAGCUAUUGGCGGUGUCUGUCGCUGACGGACGGGUUUAAGGAGCUGAAGCGCGGUUCCUUCGUCUGUUGGGUCGUCUGUUGUUUCUUUUACAGCGGGAGCAGGACACGCAUGGAGGGAGACGUGAGGUGUGGUGAUGGUAGGACGAGCUGGCUCGCUUGAACUGGGCAGGGGCAACAUUAGCGCCAGUUUGGAGUGGUUGGCACGUCUCUAGCUACAGGCUAGUGGGUGCUGUGAUGUCCGCGACCCUCAACCGACUCAAACACCCACACUGCAGGAAGAAGCACUAUCCCAGUAGCACCUAUCUCACCCACGUGUGACCACCAGCACAAGGUACUCCGACCCUCGGUUAAGGACUUGACAGAAGAGAUUGAAAGACACAGAGAGAUGUCCGACACGGCCGGAGGUGGGGACAGCGGUGUGGUAGGCACAGGGCAGGAUGCAGAGGCGGACAAUGAGCCCCCCCAACAGGCCCCACCUCUACUUGAAGGUGAUGAUUUGGAGGUCGGGGAGACCUCAGAGGAAGGACCCACUCAAGAUGCCAAGCGGCUCAGGAUGAGCCAGUCUCCAGAACAGGUUGCAGAGCCCGUCGAGAUCCAUGGAGAAACAUCAGCACAGGCUGGCUUGCUGCUGGAACACCCAGCCCCACCAGCACAAGGUGCUUGUUAUAGUGAAACUGCAGACACAGGAGAACUACCACAAUGUGAGGAAAAAGGUCAAGGAGUGAUAGAGGUGCCUGUCAGUCUGGGAGGUGAAGAAGAAGAUAGCCACCAGAAUGGAGAUGGAGGGCAUGAUGCUGCCUUAGAAGAAGAGACAAAAGCAGGGGAGGAGUGCGACGCUCAUGGAUCUGCAGACAGCCCCAGUGAAGUACAGCAACUUGGCUUAGAAUUUACCCAGAGCCCCCAGAUGCUGACUGGUUCCUGGACUGAGUACUCGAGCAUCCCAGAGAAUUACCUCAAAGGCUGUAAAUGGGCCCCUGAUGGUUCCUGUAUCAUGACCAACAGUGCAGACAAUGUGCUCCGUGUGUACAACGUCCCUCCAGAGAUCUACAGCUACAAUUGGGACUUGCUUCCAGAGAUGAGUCCGGUGCUGAGGAUGGCAGAGGGAGACACCAUCUACGACUACUGCUGGUACCCCAAGAUGAGCUCGCUGGAUGCAGACACGUGCUUCCUAGCAAGCAGCAGCCGUGACAACCCAGUCCACAUAUGGGAUGCUUUUCACGGGGAUGUGCGAGCCAGUUUCCGACCCUACAAUCACCUGGAUGAGCUGACGGCGGCUCACUCCCUCUGCUUCACGCCGGACGGCACGCAGCUCUACUGCGGCUUCGACAAAACCGUCCGGGUCUUCUACACCGAUCGUCCAGGCAGAGACUGUGAGGAGCGGCCCACCAAUGUGAAGAAGCAGGGCCAAUGUGGCAUCAUCUCCUGCUUUGGCUUCAGCCCCUGCCAGUCUGUUUACGCCUGUGGCUCUUACUCCCGCUGCGCCGGCCUCUACUCCUGCCAGGACGGCACCCUGCUGGCUCUGCUGCCGACCCGCCACCACGGAGGCAUCACCCAUCUGCUCUUCUCCCCUGACGGCAACUACCUGUACACCGGCGGGCGCAAGGAUCCAGAAAUCCUGUGCUGGGAUAUAAGAGAGCCUGGAAACGUUGUGUUUUCACUGAAGAGGAACGUCGCCACUAACCAGCGCAUCUACUUUGACCUGGACCAGUCAGGCAGGUACCUGCUGAGUGGUGACACAGAGGGAGUCGUGUCAGUGUGGGACACCCAAACAGCUCCUCCUGAUGGUAAUGAGGAGCUACUGCAAUCCCAGCUGAGGUUCCAGGCCCACUGGGAUUGCACCAAUGGCGUCAGUAUUCAUCCGUUCAUGCCGUUGUUGGCGACCUCCAGUGGCCAGCGGCAGUUCCCGUCGCCCAGCGACAGCGAUGGUGAAUCUGGCGGCGAGGGAGCUGAAGCUGUGAUGACCCCCCCGCAGGAGAUCCGACAAGACAACACCCUGUCUCUGUGGUGGGCCGGCCCACUCGGCCCCGCCGCAGAGGGGGACCAGGAGCCGAACACGGCAGCAGAGACCUGAGGAUCUCUUGAGUUCAGCCAAAAGACACAAACUGAGUUACACCUGCUAAUGUGAAGUUUAUUUUGGGGAUUUUUGAUCUGGACAAAAGGAAUUAUGGGUCAGUUAAAUCCUUUUCUCUAUAAGCAACAUGGAGGCCUGACGUGGGCCACAUUGACUGGGUCUCCCCCCUCGCAGUUCAAAUACAGCAUUGAAAUUAAAUCUUGCAAGUUCACAAGCAGUAACAUCGUAGAAUUUAAAUUAAAUGAUUAUGAGACAUAACAGAUUUUCAGAUCUCUGUGUUUUGAGAUUUUCUUUGCUCCAAUUCCAGUUUGGUAAAUAUGAAUUGGAGCUAUGUGCAUCGACGAUGGUCAAUGACAAGAAGUGGGUUGCAUAAGAAGUGGACUGCAGAUUGAUAUUUCUCUAAUUAGUUAUUGAAUUUGUGAGAAUUUUUAAGAGGAUGGUUACCUGUGUUUUUUUAUACUUUUUGAAUUGUUCAGACAGAGUCGAGUCUGUCGACAUACUGGUCACACCUCUGAUUUUCAUUAGUAUUUGUGUGUUUGUGGCUCUAACGCUGCCACGAAGAUUCUUAAAUGCUUUAUACUCACAGUAAGUGCCAUUUGUCCUUGAGCUUUGCUUUUGUAAACCGAUGGGUUGCCCCUCUUUUCUUUUUUUUUAACUCUUCACUCGUCACAAAAUGUAUAUUUUUGUAAAGCCUUGAUGUUGAUUAUGAUUUCCGAUGUCAAACUCCGUAAGCAGCUGGCGUGAUCACGAGACCUCAUCACAAUCGGUGAAGAUGCCGUCACGUGGAAAAUGAGCGUCGUUACUUCUACUUCUUUUUCUCCACAGGAUGUUCUUCUCAGAUUGUAUUUGUACCUGUGUGUGAGUGGGGAUGCGGCAGCUCAGAACAAAUUGUAUUAAUGUACGACAAUGAUUUGCUGCACGCUUAUGUUGCCAUCAGUGGGGGUGUGACUUGCUGUGGGGUUUCUCUGCAGGCUGGUCAGAGGCUCGGCACGCUCCAACCAAAGCCUGAUAUUUUUUAAAUAAAUCGAUUAACUCUGA
Molecule: messenger RNA, 3133 nt
Organism: Pleuronectes platessa (European plaice)
Lineage: Eukaryota; Metazoa; Chordata; Actinopteri; Pleuronectiformes; Pleuronectidae
Gene: wrap53
Product: WD repeat containing, antisense to TP53
Exons: 11
Coding region: 410-2095 (561 amino acids)
Biological process (GO): Cajal body organization
Cellular component (GO): Cajal body
Molecular function (GO): protein binding; RNA binding
Source: RefSeq, a predicted model, not a curated record